Messenger RNA from Quercus lobata, 1605 nucleotides. RefSeq lists its product as uncharacterized. The transcript has 3 exons. Gene Ontology annotation, molecular function: zinc ion binding. Bases 1 to 1605 code for a protein of 534 amino acids. The record is from RefSeq and is a predicted model, not a curated record. Lineage: Eukaryota; Viridiplantae; Streptophyta; Magnoliopsida; Fagales; Fagaceae.
AUGGAAAAUGAGAAUGCAGAGCCCAAGUUUAAAAGGAUGUACAUUAGGUACAAUGCUCAGAAGGUUGGCUUUCUAGGUGGUUGUAGACCCUUUGUUGGGUUGGAUGGAUGCCACUUGAAGGGUAGGUUUGGUGGGCAAUUAUUGUCUGCCAUUGCCAAGGAUGGAAAUGACAAUAUAUUCCCAGUGGCAAUGGCUGUGGUUGAGCAAGAGAAUAAGGAUAGCUGGACCUGGUUCUUGGAGCAGUUUGCAGAUGACAUUGGCAGGCCAGAGGAGCUCAAUUUGGUAUUCAUCAGUGACAAGCAGAAGGGCCUUCUACCUGCAAUGGAGACUCUAUUCCUAACUGUGGAGCACGGGUAUUGUGUGAAGCACAUAUACAACAACUUCAAGGUUAACCACAAGGGCAUGGAGUUGAAGAGUGUACUGUGGAGGUAUGUUGGCACAACAUCAGUUUGGGAAUUUGAGAGAGGGAUGGACCAUCUUAAGAGUUUGGAUGAAGAAGUUUGGAAGUACUUGGCUGAUAUAGAGCCUGCACAGUGGACCAGAUCCCACUUUUCUUCAAGAGUUUUGACAGAUUGUAUGGUAAACAAUUUGAGUGAGAGUUUUAACUCUAUGACUGUGAAGGCUAGAGACAAGCCCAUCUUAUCAAUGCUGGAGUGGAUCAGAGUUAGGCUUAUGAGCAGGCUGUAUAUAAAAAAGACUGGCAUAGAAAAGUAUGGUGGCAAGUUGUGUCCAAGCAUACAAAAAAAGUUGGAGCAGUUAAAAUUAGAGUGUAAGGGUUUCUGUGCAGUUCCUUCUGGGAGGUUUGUGUAUGAGGUCGACAAUGAGAGGGAAAGGCAUGUGGUGGACUUGGUAAAUAAGACAUGCAGUUGUAGAGUAUGGGACUUAACAGGAAUCCCCUGCAAGCAUGGAGUUGCAGCCAUUUUUGUGAAUCGUGAGAAACCAGAAGAUUACACCCAUCCAUGCUACUACAAGGAUGCUUAUGUGGAGACAUACAAGACACCCAUACCUCCCAUGCCUGGCCAGUUUGAGUGGAUGUCAAGUGGCCAACCCAGGCCUGUUGCACCUAUUGUCUAUAAGCUACUAGGCAGGCCACCCAUGAAGAGGAAGAGAGAUGCUGAUGAGCCGAACCCUUAUAAGGUGUCUAGAGCAAACAGGCCAGUAAGGUGUGGAAGGUGUCAACAGGAAGGACAGAAUGCAAGGGGAUGCAAGGCCAAUGUCAUUGGUGAGACAGCAUGGGAGAGGAGGCAGAGAUUGCAGAAAGGGAAAUCUUUGCAGGGAAGUGGAAGGCCUUCUACACACAGACAAGGAUCCCAGGCCCCAUCUUCAUCACAGACCCAAUCCUCAGCUCAGCCUCCACCAACACUCCAGCCUUACACUAUGGCCUCAUCCUCAUCCAACCAGGCAGCAGGGUCACAGCCACAAGCUCUAGCUCCACAGCCACAAGCUCCAUGGUUAGGGCCACCAGCUCCAUGGUCACAGAACCCAAGUCAAUGGUACUCGUCAGACUUCAGGUACACAGUUAGAGGAGCUCCUUGGUUCUCUUCAAGCCAGCCAACACCACACAUCCCUGCAGAAACAUGGGAUAGUAGAUCACUAUCAUCAUAG